This is a messenger RNA of Fomitiporia mediterranea MF3/22, 738 nucleotides long. Its product is annotated as aromatic compound dioxygenase. Gene Ontology annotation, molecular function: ferric iron binding; oxidoreductase activity, acting on single donors with incorporation of molecular oxygen, incorporation of two atoms of oxygen. The coding region runs from base 1 to 738 and encodes 245 amino acids. Lineage: Eukaryota; Fungi; Basidiomycota; Agaricomycetes; Hymenochaetales; Hymenochaetaceae. The record is from RefSeq and is a predicted model, not a curated record. The transcript is spliced from 6 exons.
AUGCAUUGCAUCUUAAAGUCUACCUGUGUCACUGCCCCAGAGAUUGAAGAGGGCCCGUAUUAUGUUAAUAAUGAGCUCGUCCGACAGGACCUUGUUGAGGAUCAGAAAGGUGUAUUGCUCCGUCUUGACAUUGGUGUCAUCGACACUGCAUCGUGCGAGUCCGUCCCAGAUGCGCUUGUCGAAAUUUGGAGUGCAAAUGCGACUGGGUUUUAUGGUGCUUUUGAGGCAAACACGCUAGGCGGGCCCACCAUGUCAAGCAACGCAACCUGGCUCCGUGGAGGGUUCCCGACAGAUGACUCUGGUACUGUCGAGCUCACCACUAUCUACCCAGGGUUUUACUCUGGGCGUACGAUCCACGUCCACCUUAUGGUCCAUACGGACUGGGAACAAUCUUCAAAUGGCACGCUCAUCUCACAUGCAGGGAGUCUCAAGCAUAUCGGACAGUUGUUCUUCGACGAAAGCUGGAAUGAUCAGGUGUUGAGCCUGGAGCCGUAUACAGAGAACAGAGGUAGAAGGACGCUAAAUUCUCAGGAUCAUGAUUUUGCGCGUGCAAAUGUAGAUGGGAGUAGUGCAAUCGUUGAGCUGGAAUUACUGGCAGACUCGAUUGAGAAAGGUCUCCUUGGGUUUAUCACAAUUGGCAUUGACCUCAGUGCAGAUUACUCCAUCCACUCAGGAAAUUAUUAUAACAGCACAACUGACCUUGACGCACCUUUCCAGAAUGCCGAUGUCAGUAUCUAA